UCUCUCGUGUUUUUUCCACUUACAUUUUAGAUUUUCAAUUUCCCGAAAAAAAACGGAACACCAGUUUGUCUCUCAUUGAUUUUAGACGUUGCCUGGGGUACACUUCCAUGCUUUCAAUUUGACUAUCAAAAUUAUCGAAGUUGACCAAGCCACUUGAGGAUAGAUUUGCAUACUUUUGGUGUUUGAAGAGCUAUUCCAUCUGCCAAAAUGAAGGGACGUGUAAGAUGGAAUGAGGAUAAUAUUGGAGAAAUUGAAGCAAACAAGCCCGUGAGGCAAAAAAUCACUGAACCUAAGACCCCGUAUCAUCCUAUGAUUGAUGAUGACAGUUCUCCGUCCCCUGUACAAGGAGAUUUUGACGAAUAUAAUGGUGAUAAAGAUCACUCAGCAAAUGCUGAACAAACUGGUUUUAAGAAUGGGGCAUGUUGUAACAGAAAAGGAACUAGACAAUCUGAUGGCUGGACAUCAUCUGAGGAUGAGGCAGAAGAAACUGAAGAGGAUGAGGAAGAUAGAAGUUUGAGUUUUAAAGAGCACAGAAAGGCCCACUAUGAUGAAUUCCUGAAAGUCAAAGAGCUGCAACAAAAGGCUUCUCUGGAGGAUGGAAGUGACGAGGAUGAUAAUGCUGAGCUUACCAUCGAGGAGAAGAAAAAUGACUCAUCUUCUCCAAUGAGUGCUACGUGAAGGAGAAAAAGUGUCUUCCAAUCAAUGCCUACAACCAAAUGCUUCCUACAUGAUCAAAUAAAACCCACUCUAGUUUCAUCAGCCUUUGUGUAAGGCGGGGAUGGAAAUAACAGAAGGAUUUAUUGUAUUUAUUGUGUCUUUUGUGUGUAAAAUAUCUUUUCUUUUUUGUUUUUCACCGGUAUGUUCAUCUGAACUUGCAUGAUUCUUGUAGACUCUGUAAUAUGCCAAAUUAGAUUUCUUUUGGCAAGCGACAAACAUUCUGGUGAUAAGAUUAUAAGAGUGAUGAUUACGAAGAUGUAACACUCCAAACGUGACAUUUAAGUAAUUAAGGCUGCAUGAUUGGAUAAAUUA
Molecule: messenger RNA, 1029 nt
Organism: Glycine soja
Lineage: Eukaryota; Viridiplantae; Streptophyta; Magnoliopsida; Fabales; Fabaceae
Product: protein phosphatase inhibitor 2-like
Exons: 5
Coding region: 208-678 (156 amino acids)
Biological process (GO): regulation of signal transduction
Molecular function (GO): protein phosphatase inhibitor activity
Source: RefSeq, a predicted model, not a curated record